Molecule: messenger RNA, 2200 nt
Organism: Beta vulgaris subsp. vulgaris (sugar beet)
Lineage: Eukaryota; Viridiplantae; Streptophyta; Magnoliopsida; Caryophyllales; Amaranthaceae
Exons: 2
Coding region: 1172-1966 (264 amino acids)
Source: RefSeq, a predicted model, not a curated record
UCUUCAAAGCCUGGAACAUAUGUUUGGCUCAGUUGACCCCUUUAGGAUGGCGGAAUUUAAUGGCCUACGCCUGGGUUGUCCGUUAUAAGGGUUUUCCGGAAACCUUGAACCUCUUCCGAAAGCUCCACUGGAUUAAGGAAGAUGGCUCCGCCAAGGGUAAAGGGGCCGGGAAGAAGAGGAAGUCCCGUGACGACGAGCUUGAGGGUCGUGGCGGAUGGAUGUCGAUAUACACGAAAGCAGGUAAGCUAACGGUUUACCCCAAACCUAGCUCCCUCAAGCUCUGGAGAGGCCGAUUCUUCUGGGUGCGUGUUCCUGACGACUUUCCUUUAAGACGUCAAUGGACUAAGCCCCGUUCUCGCAUGGAACAUAUCAGGGAUAGGGGUUUAACCCGCCGGGAACGUGUGGCCUUUGACUACUUUGCGUCGGACUCUAUCCCGGCUUUGAGAGGCAAGAAGAGGGUACCGGUCCCCAAGUAUUGGCUUCCCCAUACCAACUAUAUUUUUACUAACCCGGCUUUGUCGGCCUUAGGUUUCUGCCGGGCUGACCCAUACGGUGUGUUUUGUUUUUGCUUUUAUUGCUAUAUUUCUGCUUUAAUUUCUGUUUUCUGACCGUUAUCUCGUCUUCUUUGUAGGCAAGGAUUUCCUGAUCCGUGAAGCCCUUCACGUCGACAGAUCCUACCGGCCAUUAAGCAAUAUGCCUCCUAAACCUGCAAGCAAGUACGUCCCCAUACAAAUGCCGGCUGGUGGCGGUCGUGGAGGCCGCGGCGGUCGAGGAUCCGGCCGGAAGUCCGGUGCCGAGGACGACGUCAGGGAUACUAUCCCCUGCAGCGUCGUCAGGCGGAGGUCUUAGCCCGGAAAAGGAAACCGGAACAGACCUCUGUGGCCGAGCCGGCGGCCAAAAGGGUGGCCUCAAAGACCGGCAAGGAUAAGGAGGCUCCUGCUCCUAACGCUCCUCCUCUUCUUUCCGGUCGUGUGGCCGAGGUGGGCACCUCCUCUUUGAGGCCCAAGAUAUAUAAACAGCUUACUCUACCGGACAUGGUUCCCGGUCUUGAGCCCUUCGCCAAGCCCAGAAAGCAAGGCUAUCUGGAGCGAGAUCGGAUGGAGAUGCCGGAUCUCUUGAAGAGGCGCUGGGCUCUUCUCCGGUGAAGAACGGCGAGAAGUUCGAUCCAAAGAUGACCGUUUUGGACGACGAAUCGCUGCUCUUGGACCGUCCUCUUGAGGGCGGGAACCUGGGGUAUCGUAUUUUGAAAGCUACACAGCUUAAAUACGAUAUUCCGGUGGACGAGGUUUAUACGCUUGCCGCCUCGCAUGCGCAUAACUUGGCCCUGUCUGCCCAGUCCGGUAAGGAGCUCUGCGACUUCUAUCGGUACUUUCAGACUUCUUACUUCAACGAAGUUAAGGUGAGUAAGGAGCUGAAAGGUAGGAUGGCCGUUAAGGAGCAAGAGCUGCUUGCGGCAAUUACCGAGAAGAAUGACGCGCUGGCCGCGGAGAGCAAGGCCGAUGCCGCCCUUACUAAGGCGGUGGAAGAUCACUCCCUUGUUCUGUUUAACAAGGAUGAGGAGAUUAGGCUUCUCCGGGAGCAAAUUGCUGAGGCCAGAGAGCUGGAGCGCGCCACCGUUAAGGAGUACCAGAAGGGUAUGGACUUCGUGAGCCGUUUACUCAACCGGUAUAACGGUGGCUGGUCUGCGGCGAUGAGAUGCGUUCGUCACACCUUCCCGGAGCUUGACUGGUCCAAGAUCGAGGAGGCGCAUACCAACCUCGUCCAUGGCCUACCAGUUGAGGGUGAGGACCUGGAUCCCGGUGUGACUGAAGCUGAUAUUGCCAAUGCCGACCCCAGGAUUGAGUUUGAGGAGGAGCAGGAGGCCGCCAACGAUGUCGCUGACACUCCCAACCCUGAUGCCGAUCCUACUGUGGAGGAGACGGUGGUUGUCGUUGACGGCUCUGAGGGGGAAGAGCAGACCAAGUAGACUCUCAGCCUUCCGCCCUGCCCUUCUUGUAUUGGGUAACUUUGUGGGUGGUGUGCUUUAUGCGACCAUACCGUAUUUUUCCUUGGGCAGCCAAACUAUCUCUACCGUUCUGUAAAUCCGUUCGCUGUGAUCGGCCUUUUGCUUUUGUUUUGGCGGUCAUACCGCAUGUGGUUGACUGCUUAGCUUUAGGGCUGUAAUUUUUCAUUGAUUAAUGAAGUAUAGCUUUUUGAUGGA